AUGUCAGAUAGAGGUCUUGAACUUCGAAUCUGGAAAAAUAAGUUAUACAAUUUGCAGCGUGAAGCUCCUUCGCCACAUGUAAUACCCUGCAAUCGAGUUUUAAAUCAUUGCCCACCCCAGUAUGGUAUUGAAUAUCAUGGCCCAAUAUCGCGUCAGGAAACCGAAGAGCUGCUUUCUAAUGCACAUGAUGGCUCUUACCUUAUUAGAGACAGUCAACGUGCCGAAAACGCCUAUACCUUGGUCAUUUGGUUCGAUAAAGUGGCAAAAAACUUCAAGUUGUAUUUUGACCCCAUAACCAAGCAGCACUUUGUUGGAGAAACUAAAUUUGACACUGUAGAACUCCUUGUCGCUGAUGGCCUUAUUCAUUUUUAUGUGGAAACACGCGGAGCAGAUGUUCUUAAAAGAAUUGCAGAAGCCAACAUCUAUCAAAAGACGCCGUUUUAUAAGGUUCGUUAUCACACUUUCAACUCUCAGGCAGUAGAAGCAUGCCUUAGCAUAAAGUCCUCUGAAAACAAAGUGAUGAAUAACGAACGUCCUCUUCCUUCUCCGUUAAAACACCUCCAAGCUUCUCAACGCUAUGCAAACACUUCCAAACAGUUAUCUUGUCGUCGUCAGUCUAUGGAUGCAAGUCAUCUUGAUAGCCGUUCCAAAUAUCAGUCCGUCGUUUUUACGAAACCACUCAUUCGUGACUGGCCUGAUGAUAAAAAUGGGUUCAAAAAUUACCGGAAUUAUCCCCCUCUGGCUGUUCAACAGUCUAAUGUUUGUAGCCCAAUACAACAACAAACUGACCCAAUAACUACCACCUCUACUUUUGAAGUAGGUUUUUCUCAUCUAAGGUUGGGACCACAAGAAGAUAUGCAUGAAGUUGUGAGCAGCACACAGUCUUUCUCUGGAGUUACUUCAUCUCACACAACACAAGCUUCCAGUCGUAGUACAGUAACAGCAACUAGCUGUGCGACCGUUGUUAAAACUAUUUCUUCAAGUGACCAAUGUUCUUCGGUUAAUUCAGUUUUAAUUCAAGCACCUCUUGCCACUUGUUUUUCUGGGGAAUCAAGCAGUUUAAGUUCUUGUACAAAUAGUAGUUCUAGUAGCCACAUGGGUCUUCUACCGAGUGCUCAGUCAUAUGAGUUGGAAUCUGAAUUUUCUUCCGAAUCAUUUGGUCCAAGACAUAUUUCAUUUGGUAGUAAUUUAUCUGACCACUAUUUUUCAAACGGAGUUUCAUUUCAAAGUUCCAAACUUAAUGGGAGUACGUCAACUUCUCCAAAACAACAGCUAAAUGAUUUAUCCUUUACAGAUUCUGACUAUGCACAAAAUGAUGCUAUGCGUAAUCUUCAGGAACGAUAUAACUUGCCUUUGGCUUGUUUACCUGAUCCAUGUACUUUUAUUUCAAAUGUCAAACCACAUAAUUUUAGGAUUCAUACUUAUCGUGGACCUCAUUGGUGCGAUUAUUGUACUCAUUUUAUAUGGGGGCUCGUUGCUCAGGGCAUGAAAUGUGUAGAUUGUGGAUUUCAGGCUCAUAAACGAUGUGCUGAUCUUGUACCGUGUGACUGUGUACCAGAUAUUAAACAAAUGAAGCGAGUGUUCGGUGUGGACUUGACUAAUUUGGCAAGAGCUGAAAACAAGACUGUGCCAACUCUGCUAAUUAAAUGCAUUCAAGAAGUAGAACGUCGAGAUGGUUUGCGUUGUGAAGGCCUUUAUCGUAUUCCUGGAAAUUAUGAUCUUGUGGAAGAAUUACGUACUGAAUUCGAUAAAGAUCCGGAAUUGGCAAAUGUAUCUGAGGCACGUGUUCGAGAUAUCAAUGUUUUGACAAGUUUGAUUAAAUCAUUUCUGCGUCAAUUGCCUGUUCCAUUAAUCACCUAUGAAGCAUAUCCAGAUUUACUGGAUGUUGUUAGAGAUGAUCGACUGACUGAACAAGAGAAAUUAGAUUUGUUAAGAAAAAUAUUUGCUCGCUUACCCGGUGCACAUUAUGAAAGUUUGCGUUAUUUUAUAAACCAUAUACACAGAGUAGCUGAAAAGCAAGAUGUGAAUAUGAUGACUGCAGCUAAUUUAGCUAUUGUCCUGUCACCUACUCUACUGAGUUCAUCUUAUACUGAUCCUAUAAGUUGUUUAGCUGGAACACUUUUUGAACAUACCUUAAUAGAAUUACUUAUAAAACAUUGUACUUACUUACUUCCAUCAAGCGGACGAUGGUUAGCUAGUAGACCUACUGAAUUAGCAGACAAUGCAAUCCAUUCACCAUCCCAUCGUCAUAGUCAAAUCAUUACCAAUAAUAAUUUUAUUCCACCAGUCACUACGGUAUCACCACCUAGUAUACCAUCUUAUAAGAAAUGGAAUUUUUUAAGAAGUCGAUCAUCCACAGAUACUCGUACAGUGCCAACUUUAUCACCUAUCCCAUGA
Molecule: messenger RNA, 2397 nt
Organism: Schistosoma intercalatum
Lineage: Eukaryota; Metazoa; Platyhelminthes; Trematoda; Strigeidida; Schistosomatidae
Source: the annotation of a GenBank genome assembly